UGCAUUCGUUUUAGCGCCAUAAUCCGAAGUAGACGUAGUUAUUUGUAAAUUUCCGUGAAACUAAAGAUCUAGGCCUAAUUAUAUUCACCUGUUGUGGAUCAAGCCCUAGUUAUUCACCUGUUAGGCCUACCUACAUGUAAUCUAUAUACACACACCUGUUAUAAUGGCAAGUUCAAAGAAAUCUGGCAAGAAGACUGAUGGUGAUAAACAGUCGAGUACCUUACAGGAGUGUGAUUAUGUUUAUGCCUGUGAGUGGGGUGAAUGUGAGGAAGAAAUAGGGGAUAUGGCCCUGUUUGUAAAACACAUAGCUCAACAUGUAACCGAGUACGUCGGCUCCUUACAAUCAUCCAAUCAACCAGGACAAACGGGACAAGCUACAUGUUUUUCGUGUAAUUGGAGAGAAUGUGAGUCGCAGAUUUUGGGCAAUUACUGUGAUUUUAAUCGUCACGUCUACUUCCACGCUUUUCAUGUUCGUUUAAAAUGUCUGGGUAAAGCCCUGCUGACGUCAUCUUGUGGUACUGAGGCCUGUUCUCUUGAUGGUCAGAGCAGAAACUGGAUACCUGAACUUCCUGAGAAUUUAAUCUGUGGUUGGAAAGACUGCGAGCUGAUCUAUGAUAAUCCUGUGUUUUUCUAUAGUCAUGUCAAUCAACACUGUGAUGAGUAUAAGGAAGGCAAUAACGUGGUGGGAGGAGCCAGGUGUAAAUGGACAGGCUGUGAUACAUUAGUUCGAAGCAAAUACAAACUAAAGGAACAUAUUCGAAGUCAUUCACAAGAAAAGGUUGUAGCUUGUCCAACAUGUGGUGGUCUGUUUGCUAAUCGCACAAAAUUCAUUGAUCAUCAGAAACGACAAGCUGAUACUGCCAAACAGUUAUAUCAGUGUAGUCAUUGUAAUAAAAGAUUUGCUACGGCCAGAAUACUUCGAGAUCAUAUGCGACAUCAUGUAAACCAUUAUAAAUGUCCAUUUUGUGAUAUGACCUGUCCAGCUCCUUCUGGUUUAAGAUCCCACAUCCGAUAUCGUCACACCCAAGAAAAACCCUUCAAAUGUGGUCAUUGUUCACAUAGUGCUAAAAGUGCUGCUGAUUUACGUCGACAUUUAGAUAGUCACAACGAGACGGCUUUGUUCCGAUGUCAGGAAGAGGAUUGUAAUUUUGAUGCUCGAACCUAUCCCGCCUUAGCUUCUCAUCACCUUAAAGUGCAUCAGAAUUCUAAGUCAAGCCGCCACAAGUACGCUUGCCAUGUAUGUGAGAGGAAGUUUAGUCGUGGAACUAUUUUAACAAAACAUCUUAAAACCAAACACAAGUUUAAAUGGCCAUCAGGUCAUUCAAGAUUCAGGUAUAAGCUGCAUGAUGAUGGAUAUUGGCGACUACAAACUGUGCGUUACGAGAGUAUCGAAGUCACAGACCAGUAUCUUAACGACUCGAAUAUAGAGGAGAAUACGGACCAUGCAGCACCCAUUGAGUCAGCGGGUAACCAGGAAGCUGACGUUGCUAUGGAAACGGAAACAUCCCAGGUUGCAUUGGAGAGAGAAACUGACGAAUCAGACAAUCUAAAUCAGGAACAUUAUAACCUUGACCUUUUGGGUCAAGUUGCGUUGCAGAAUAGCCAAUCAAGUGACCAGUUAAAAACAAUAUCAAUAGCGGAUAUCCAUCAAUCAGAAGAUCAGGAAAAUACGCGACCUGUUUUUAUAAAUGUUGAACAUGCUGGUGAAAAUGUGCCGAUGAAUCAGUCGGUGCCAAAUAACCCCGAGUACACAGAACUAACGUCCAAUCAGUCUUUGGUAUAUGAAGACCAAUCAGGAACAGUGUUACAAACUUUAUCUGUUGUUAGUGUCUCUAACGCUUGUCUUGAUAUGCCAGUUAUUUAUAGUGAAAGUACGGGAAAUUGAGGACAUUAUUAAAGUUCUAUUUCCUUCGACAACACAGAUGUACGUGUAUAAUGGCCAUCUUGUCAGUGUAAAAAGGGGAAGUUACGACGAUUUAUUUUUGAAGUUGAAUCAUAGUUACCUCACACGUUUCUCAGGUUUAGUUAUAGUAUUAUCGGUAUAGUUAUUACAAGUAGACCCUUUUAUAUUUCGAGGAGAGUGUCGUAUAACUGUUAUUACAUGUAAGUCCUACUAUAUUUCAAGGUAGAGUGGUAUAUAACUGUUACAUGCAUGUAGGUCCUACUAUAUUUCAAGAUAGAGUGUCAUCUAACAGUUAUAUGUAGGCCCUACUAUAUUUUAAGGUAGAGUAUUGUAUAACUGUUAAAGGUGUAAAUGAUUGACUUAUUCAAUGGGUGCAUGUCAUCAUAAUAUACAAUGGUAAAAUUACAAUUUAUUGUAUUGCGUAACCUACUAUUUGCUAAAUUUGGAUAUGUAACCAUUAGUUUUAUUCUCUUUAUGACAUUUAGUAAUUGGAACAUAAUCAAAGAAAACUAUUUAUGAAAAAUAAUUACUAUGGUUUAUUACACUGUGAGGUUUCAACAAUUUGUUAUCAAGUCUUAUCAAGCAUAUAAACAGAACCACUGAAUUACGUAAAUUCCUCUCAUUGUAAUUUUUGUAAGUUAAAUUGCCUACAGGUAUUUGUCUCCACGCUAAAAUUCUUUCUCUUGGCAUCGAAAAAUGUUGUCUCUACAUUUCAAGUUUUGAUUCUCAAAUGGAGGCAAUAAAUUGAAAGUAAGAUUGAAUAGAAAUAACAUUCAGUUUAUUGACUUGAGCUAGGAAAUCCACAUACUUAAAUAUUCUAGACGUGUGAAUGGUGUAACCAUUGUGUAAAUUGAACAAGUGUUCGCAUGAAAGUUUAUGAUCUCGUUCCCUACAACAAGGACUUCAAUAUAAGAUAAGGUAGGAAUUACUGUGCAGCCCUUGUUUAUAAUACAGGGAAUAGAGUGGCCAAUUGGAUCAUAAGGUCUUGGAGUCUGUAACAAGGAGUUCGACAUCAUGAGUUUUUUCUGGGUACUCCUAUUUUCUUCCAUUGCUGUCAGAGUUAUGCCCCUUGAUUAUUUUUUUUUAAAGUCUUUUGAUACUCGAGAGGCUAAAGUUAUUAUUGAUUUUAACUUUAUGUCAGUGUUUAUGCUAAGACAAAGAAACCUAUAAAUCUUCAGCGAUUUUUGAUAAUUACUGUUGGAGUUAUGGCCCUUGGUCAGUUGAAAUAUCUUUUAAGCAAUAUUUAUGGGCUGUUCAGAAAACUAAGUGGGUGAGAUAUGUUUCGUUGCUUGGCAACCAAUAUUUUUAGAAAUAAAUAUUAUGUAUAGGCAUGGAAAAUAUAAUUUUUUUGUUAUUAUGUCAUUGACAGGGUCCCAGAUAAGGCAUGCAUGAACCUCCUGGCUGAAAAUGUCACUUGUGCCCUUGCAUCACUAGUGAAAGAUUUGCAUAUUCUAGUCCUUGUCUGUCACACUUACACAAAUUUAAUUUUGAAGAUACUUUAUGAUAGAGAUUAGAUACAGAGCUGGCAGUUCUCACUAUAAUAGUUAAAAACUAGAUAAUGUAAAGGGUAUUUGCUGAAAAUUUUAGUCAAAUUGAUCUACUCUGAACCGAGAAUUUAAAGAUUGAAUUUUCGGCCUAGCCUCGAUUAUCAUUACUAAAGUUGGUAGAUAAAAAACAUAGUCUAAGUUAUCCAUUUCAUGAUUUAAUCAUGAAUGAAAGUUGAGCAGCCAAUCGGAUCCUAAUCCAGUAAAUAUUGCAGGCUAGCGAUGACAUCGAGAGUUGAUUAUGGCCUGCAUAAGUUAAUUAAUGUCUAAUUAAUAAUUUAGAUAACAUUUCAAUAAGCAGAUUUAGUUCUUGCAUAAUGCAUGUUUAAUGUCAGUAUGGUAGAUAGUAUGGCACAAACAUAUUUAACAUAAUAAAUCAAAUUAUAUGUUUGAUAUAGAAAGCCCAGUCAGCCCCUUUAUCCAGGCCCUGUUCGUCUGUUUAUCAACAACUCUGUUUACUUUCUGUUUUAUCAUUGGAGAAGAAAUUAAAACUGUUAGAUUUUA
This is a messenger RNA of Patella vulgata (common limpet), 3951 nucleotides long. RefSeq names its product histone H4 transcription factor. Gene Ontology annotation, molecular function: RNA polymerase II cis-regulatory region sequence-specific DNA binding; DNA-binding transcription factor activity, RNA polymerase II-specific. The record is from RefSeq and is a predicted model, not a curated record. The transcript has 10 exons. Gene Ontology annotation, biological process: regulation of transcription by RNA polymerase II; anatomical structure development. Bases 164 to 1885 code for a protein of 573 amino acids. NCBI's taxonomy places the organism in Eukaryota, Metazoa, Mollusca, Gastropoda, Patellidae.